Lodderomyces jiufengensis is the source of this 1215-nucleotide messenger RNA. Its product is annotated as cystathionine beta-lyase. Gene Ontology annotation, molecular function: pyridoxal phosphate binding. Gene Ontology annotation, cellular component: cytoplasm. NCBI's taxonomy places the organism in Eukaryota, Fungi, Ascomycota, Pichiomycetes, Serinales, Debaryomycetaceae. The coding region runs from base 1 to 1215 and encodes 404 amino acids. The transcript has a single exon. The record is from RefSeq and is a predicted model, not a curated record. Gene Ontology annotation, biological process: 'de novo' L-methionine biosynthetic process; transsulfuration.
AUGGCUCCAAAGAAAUCAUAUAGUCUUGAGACAGAACUAGUGUUGGCAAAUUCAGGAGAUCAAUAUAAUGCUUCAGUACCACCAUUAUAUCAAUCAGCUACUUUUAAACAACCAUCAUUAUCAAAUAUGGGAGAAUACGAUUAUACAAGAUCAGGGAAUCCAACAAGAACUCAUUUACAAAAUCACAUAGCAAGAAUUAUGAAAUCUAAAUAUGCAUUUGCAGUUUCAUCAGGAAUGGGAUGUUUAGAUGUUAUAACAAGAUUAUUAAAACCUGGAGAUGAAGUAAUAGCAGGUGAUGAUUUAUAUGGUGGUACUCAUAGAUUAUUAACAUAUUUAAAUAAAAAGGGAGAUAUAGUAGCUAAUCAUUAUGACACAACAAAUACAGAAUUAAUAAAAUCAAAAAUAACCAAAAAAACAAGAAUGAUAUUUUUAGAAUCACCAACAAAUCCAUUAAUAAAAGUAGUAGAUGUCAAAACAAUAACAGAUCAUGCACAUGAAGUAAAUCCAGACUGUAUAGUGGUUUUCGAUAAUACAAUGAUGUCACCAAUAUUAAUGACUCCAUUAGAUUUAGGAGUUGAUAUACAAUAUGAAUCAGCUACAAAAUAUUUAAAUGGUCAUCAUGAUAUUAUGGCAGGAGUAAUAGCAACAAGAUCUCAAAAAUUAUCAGAACAAUUAUAUUAUGUAAUAAACUCAACUGGUUGUGGUUUAUCACCUUUUGAUUGUUGGUUAUUAAGUAGAGGAUUAAAAACUUUAGCAAUAAGAGUUGAAAGACAACAAGAAAAUUGUAUUAAAAUUGCAAAAUUUUUAGAAAAUAUUGGUUUCAAAGUAAGAUAUCCAGGUUUAAAAUCACAUCCACAAUAUGAAUUACAUAAUUCAAUGUGUUCAGGUUAUGGAGCAGUAUUAUCAUUUGAAACUGGUUCAAUAAAAUUAAGUGAAAAAAUUGUAGAAAAUACUGAUAUUUUUGGUAUAGCAGUAUCAUUUGGUUGUGUAAAUUCAUUAAUUUCAAUGCCAUGUAAAAUGUCACAUGCUUCAAUAGAUUCUAAAACAAGAGAAGAAAGAGAAUUUCCUGAAGAUUUGAUUAGAUUGUGUAUUGGUAUUGAAAAUUCUGAUGAUUUGAUUGAUGAUUUAACAAAAGCAUUGUUGAAAAGUGGAGCUGUUAAAAUUAAUGAUAAAGAUGAAUUAUUUAAUGCUGUUCAUAUUCAACCAAAAUUAUAG